UUAUUUUGUUAAGCGAAAAAAAAAUUUUUGGGUUUAGGUGCACUUUAAUGUCAAAGCAACCCGAGUAAACGGGGGAAUUUGGUGGCAUUUAAGAGACUCCACAAAGAAACUUGACGUGUAUGUGUUUAAAAUGCAGCAGGCCUUGGUGAAGGGAAUAAUUCCUGUAGCCCGCUUGGCUGAUCAACUUAUGACAGCCAAAACACUUGAUUUAGAGCAAGUACAAUCAAUGAAAAAGUUGAGCCUAGAGGCACUAUCCUUGCUUACCCAUGUGAACUACGAGGUUAACAUGCAAAGGAGUGUUUUGAUGAAACCUGAUAUUGGAAAAGAAUUUUCAUCACCUUGCUCACGUCUGGUCCCAUUCACAGACUCUUGGUUUGGGGACAACUUACAAAAGCAACUAAAAGAUAUUGGGGAUGAAAAUAAAGUUGGAGUGAAAUUACACAAGAGCAAAUACCCAUCCAGCAAUGGAGGCUCUUGCGUUGGCGAAGGCACAUAUAAUAACAGGGGAUCAUUUUGGCCAAAAAACUUAUAUGCCUGGGGGCAGAGCCACCCCGGGAACAAGAAUCACAAAGGGAGUUACCAGAGCCCCAAAUGAUUUCUCUGCCUCAUUGGGAAAGUUCUACAAACACUGCAAUUGUACCAGACCACAGCAAUAUUGAUAUUCCCAAAAUGGGAAAUGCAGUUUUGGUACCCCGUGUUGCUGAAGAUGCUGAUAGAACAGCCAGUGAUGAUACCAGUUCACAAAACCACUUUGACUCAAGCUCACAACUCAAGCAAAGUGCACCCCUUGUAUCCAAAGUUGCAACUUCUUGGGUGUCUUGUAUCAGGUCAGUGCUUCAAAAACAGGGAAUUGGUCAACAAGCUAUAGAAAUUAUGCUCAACUCUUGGAGAAAUGGAACUAAGAAACAGUAUACUUCAAGUAUCUCUCAAUGGACAUCGGAUUGCAAACUACACAAUUAUAACCCUACAACACCCCCUGUGGCACAGGUUUUGGAGUUUCUUACCCAUCAAUCCAACCACCUAGGAUACAGUGCUAUUGGAACAACAAGAAGUGCUCUAUCAUCCUUUAUAACACUUGAUGUUGUUAAUUUAGGUGACCAUCCACUGGUAGAGAGGUUUAUGGCAGGGCUUUUCAAUAGGAAGCCUGCCCUCCCUCGUUAUGUUGAAACUUGGAACCCCCAUAUUGUUCUUGACUAUUUCAAGAGUCUCCCAGAAAAUGAAAGUUUGGAAUUGAAACAACUGACAAUGAAGCUUACUGUUCUGCUUGCCCUUAUCUCUGCACAACGUUUACAGACAUUAAAAGCCUUAUCUCUUGAUGGUAUGUCAAACACUAAGGAUAGUUUUAGUUUUAGACUGCUUGAAGUUCUUAAGCAAACUUCAAGACAUGGGGGUAAGAACAGACACUUGGCCCCCAUAGUUCUUAAAAAGUACCCACAUGACUCAAAGUUAUCCCCUGUUAGAUUUUUAAAGGAAUAUCUUACCAGAACAGCGACUCUAAGAACAUCCCAACAAUUGCUACUUUGUUACAACAAGCCACCUGGACCUGCUUCACGAGACACCAUCUGUCGUUGGAUAAAACAAACAUUAGCCGCAUCUGGCGUCAACACUACAGUAUUUAAGGCACACAGCUGCCACAGUGCAGCAACAUCUGCGGCCAAAUUGGCCCGAAGUCCUUAUGGAGGAUAUUCUGGCAGUUGCUGGAUGGCGUUCAGACUCUGUUUUUGUUAAAUUCUGUAAUAAGCCAGUUAAACAUGCACACAAUGCCUUUGCAGAGGCAGUGCUUGAAAGUUAAUUAGUUGCCUGUUUAGCAGUUUCAUUGUUUUAUUCUCUUGGAAACUCUGUGUUUAAGUCUAUAUUUGGUUUUACUACUAUUGAACACAGCUGUUAUUGACUAAGACUGUUGUUAUUCAGACUGGAAGUAUUAAAUUGUGUUGUGACUUUUCCAUGUAA
Molecule: messenger RNA, 1950 nt
Organism: Stylophora pistillata
Lineage: Eukaryota; Metazoa; Cnidaria; Anthozoa; Scleractinia; Pocilloporidae
Source: RefSeq, a predicted model, not a curated record